AUGGCGGAGUCCCAUGUUGCCAAAGAGCAGCAGCUUGCGCCGCAUGUGACGGCGACCAAUGCCAGCAGCACGUCGACUAUGGAGGACAUUCGCAAGAGGUACCGCAUUGGCAAGAAGAUUGGUACAGGUCGGUUCGGAACGGUCCACGAGGCGGUUGAUAGGCAGACAGGUGUCCACGUGGCAGUGAAGACGAUCCCUAAGGACAAAUACAAAUGCGCCGCGAUGUCGCUCUUCCGCAAGAAGGACAAGGCGGAGGAGGAAUCCACUCUCCGCCUGCUCCGCGGAGAGGCGGAAAUUAGCCAGGCGAUCGGCGGAAAGCACGGGAAAGGGCAGGCGCAAGGGCAGGCGGAAGGGCGGUCGAAUGUGGUGGAGGUGUUAUCUGUGAUAGAGGGGCGGCGCCACAUGUACAUAGUCAUGGAGCUCUGCCGCGGCGGCUCGCUCGCUAGUUACCUCGAGAAGCGGCGGCGCGGCGAGGUAACGGGCCUCGCACCUGCUGUCCCGACCGCUAUCGAAUCGUCUGCCGCGGAUCGCGGCUACGCGGGGUACGCAGGAGGGAAGCAGAUGGCGCACGAGCAGGGUGCAGAGUCGGAAGGGGAGGCGGAAGUGGAGUCUUUCGCCCACCGCCUCCGCCAAUUCAGCUCCGACGAUCUCUCCGCAUCCUCUUCCGCGUCUGACGCGGGACGGGAGAGCGAUGACGAUCACGACGCAGUGACCGCGGCGAGCCGACGCGAGGCCGCAAACCACGGGAUCUCCCCCGCUACAUUCGCCGCUACCGUGGGUUAUUCCGCCCUGGCCUUCCUCGAACGCGGCGCGUACGGCGCGGCGCGACGACAGCAGCAGGAAAGGGAGGACGAGGCGGCGUGGAUGGCUUACGAAAUCGCGACCGCAGUGGCAUACCUACACUCGCAGGGCAUCAUCCAUCGCGACAUCAAACCCGAGAACGUGCUCAUCUCGCUGCCGCCCGUUUCCUCUUCCGCCGCUACAGCUGCUACAGCCGCUACAGUUUCUACAGUCGCCAGCGCCGCUACAGAUGCGCGCGAUCAUCGCAUUUCCCAGCGCCACUCCCGGCACCGAGCCAGCUUGAGCAGAGACGGCGGGGUUUCACUGAAGAAGCGCGUGGCGCUCGUUAGUGUCACGAGCACGCUGCAGCGGUCCACAUCGCGCCGCGACACGAGGGCGCUUUUGAGAAACAUCCGGCGGGUGGCGCUGCCAAUGGGAACGGCGGCAUGGAUGGGUGUGUCGAGUGAAGGGAAGGAGGUGGUGAGACAGCUGCUGGCAGCCAAGCCCAGUGACAGGCCGUCUGCUAGGGAGGUGAUGGCGAUGCCGUGGGUGGUGGAAGGGCGGAACAGGUGGCUGCAGAGGCACUAUGGGCAAGAAGCGAUAUGGGGUGGGGAGUGCUGA
Molecule: messenger RNA, 1401 nt
Organism: Closterium sp. NIES-65
Lineage: Eukaryota; Viridiplantae; Streptophyta; Zygnematophyceae; Desmidiales; Closteriaceae
Source: the annotation of a GenBank genome assembly